This is a messenger RNA of Protopolystoma xenopodis, 462 nucleotides long. Lineage: Eukaryota; Metazoa; Platyhelminthes; Monogenea; Polystomatidea; Polystomatidae. The record is from the annotation of a GenBank genome assembly.
UUCAGUGAUAAGGAAAGCGAUGUUAAUUUUCAUGAACGCUCCAGAUCCCCCGUCAAAGCCUCAGAAUCAACUUCUUCCCUGGCAUCCAAUCAUUUACAGGCUAAUCCAUACACUGGUCGAGCAUAUUCACAGAGAUACUAUGACAUCUUUCGAAAGCGUAUUCAGCUGCCUGUUUGGGAAUACAAGGAUAAUUUCAUAGAAACUCUUACUGGAAAUCAGGUCACUGUGCUUGUAGGAGAAACUGGUUCUGGAAAAACAACUCAGAUACCUCAAUGGUGUCUUGAGUGGGUUAUAGCUCGCUAUCAUUCUAAAAAAGGGGUUGCUUGUACUCAACCCAGGCGAGUUGCAGCAAUGUCCGUCGCCCAGCGCGUCUCCGAAGAAAUGGAUGUCCAACUUGGCCAAGAGGUUGGGUACACAAUCCGUUUCGAAGACUGCACCUCUUCUAAAACUGUGAUGAAGUAA